UCACGUGACAAGAUAUUGUUUAUUCUGCAGAGGAAAAAGGACUUGUGUACAACUGUCAAACUGAACUGUUACACUGCACUGUGAGUGGAAGAUACUGCACUGACUGCACUACUAGCACUGUAGCCUCUGGAUUAUUAUCAGGAAGAUGUCCGACUAUCUCACAAUAGCAGAUCUAAAGAGAUUGUAUCUCGUCACGUUUGAUGCUCGAAUUAAGUGGCGAAACAUCUUGCUUAUUCUUGACGUACCCCAGGCUACAAUCCACAGCAUCGGGAAAGAAUGGAGCAACAAUCCUGAUGACUGCUAUCGUGAGGGUUUGAUUAAAUGGCUUAAUGAAGGAGGGAAGAGCUGGAAAGAGAUGGUGGAGGCAUUGUCUAGUCCCAUCGUGAGUGAAGUUCACAUAGCCCAGACCAUCGAAAGAGAUCAUCUACAGUCUACUGGUCCAAACAACCCUAAAUUACAAGUUGACCAAGAUCGCCAGAAGAUCAACGAGGAUUUAACUGUUUUCCUAGACGAGCGUCUGGGUAAAGGUGCAUUUGGAGCAGUCUUCAAAGGCAGCUACAAGGGCGAGAUAUGUGCAGUCAAAGUGCUGCUUCACGAUGCUAUGGAGAUGCAGGCAAGUAUUUCAGUCGGAAAAAACGAAGAAGCUAGCGAUGCAAUUGAUCGUGAGAGUGAUUUUCUCAAGUCGUUCCAGCACCCAAAUGUUGUUCAGUUUUUGUCGACUGCCAAGCACCCCAAAUCAGGGAGUACAAUCCUCGUUGUUGAGCUGAUGGAUUGCAAUCUGAGAUCCUAUUUCUCUGGCCUUGAUGAAGAGUCCCUCACUAGCGAAUGUGAAAUUAGCCUCAUCAAAGACAUGGCUUGUGGUCUGGCCUACAUUCACAGCAAGCAGAUUAUCCACCGUGACCUCUGUGGCGACAACGUCUUACUGAAACCUACACGACCAUUGCCUGUCGCAAAGAUUUCCGACUUUGGUAUGUCACGGCUAUAUGAUCCCUCCAAGCUUAGCCACACCCUCACAGCCAUUGGUCACCGUAUGGGGUAUCUACCUCUCGAGGCUAUUCGAUUGGAAGAGGAGAAGUACGAUAGUAGCCUGGAUGUGUUUUCCUAUGGGGUGAUUGUGACGCAGAUUGUUUGCAAGCUGGAGACGAUCAAAUCAGCCAAGGAUCGAUCAUUCCAUGUUGCCCAAAUCCCUCACACACACAGGUUGAAGAAGCUUAUCGACAGUUGUUUGCAAGAAGACAUGAGGAGGAGACCAUCUGCCAGGGAUAUCUAUGAUAACCUCACAGACCUAGUGGAGGCAACAAAGAGGGAGUCAAAGGACACUCAACAAGUCAAGAAGGGUCCCCCUCCCAGAGAGUUGAGACCUCCACUCACUCUGAAAUGGAGAAGAGGAAAAGACAUGCCAAUCGAGAUGGGUACCACGGUACAGAGUGUUGUUAUCGGUGACACAGUGUAUGUUGGUGGAGGGCUUGCAGUCAAUGAUCGUGAUGCGUGUACAGUGAUGAAGCUCGAGCAAGAUCAAUGGACCAAACUACCAGAGUACACUGCCAUGUACUUCGCUGUGACAUCACUCGCUAAUCGACUAGUGCUGGUGGGAGGACAGGAUACAAGAAACAACAAACGCACCAAUCAACUUUCAGUGUUUGGGUCAGGGGAAUGGACUCACCCGUACCCACCAAUGAACAUUGCUCGUCAUUCCUCAACAGCUGUCUCCUUCAACAACCACAUCAUUGUAGCUGGUGGGUAUGAUGAUAAAGAACGUACCUCCUCCUCUGUGGAGGUGUUGGACGUGGCAUCAAGAAGAUGGUACAUUGCUCAGUCACUACCUAACCCACAAGUAGUACCGAAAUCAACUCUCAUAGGAAACACCCUCUACCUAAUCGGAGGGGUGGAUCACACUGGGGGGGCAAUCAAGGCAGUGCACCAUGUCGACCUCAAUGAACUCAUUGCAAAGACCGUUUCCAACCUUGACACACCCACUCUCUGGCAGACCUUACAGGAAGUACCACUCGUGCGGUCAGCUCCUCUCAGUAUUGGGAGGUCACUAUUAGCCGUUGGUGGACGGGACGACAGAGUCAACCCAGGUUCAUCGAUCCACCUCUACCAGCCUGACACUAGGAGGUGGGUGAAAGUGGGAGACCUGCCUACUGCACGAUACAGCUGCACAUGCUCAGUACUUCCUAGUGGAGAGAUCAUUGUAGCCGGAGGAAAGACAAAAUCGCUUACUUUUAUUCAAACUGUUGAUUUCUUCUCUAUAAGUGCUAAUUAGUUAUUUUGUUAAUUGUUUCUCUUUAAUUGUGCGAUGAG
Molecule: messenger RNA, 2304 nt
Organism: Halichondria panicea
Lineage: Eukaryota; Metazoa; Porifera; Demospongiae; Suberitida; Halichondriidae
Exons: 5
Coding region: 146-2266 (706 amino acids)
Biological process (GO): protein phosphorylation
Molecular function (GO): protein serine/threonine kinase activity; protein binding; ATP binding
Source: RefSeq, a predicted model, not a curated record